Molecule: messenger RNA, 4055 nt
Organism: Salvelinus fontinalis (brook trout)
Lineage: Eukaryota; Metazoa; Chordata; Actinopteri; Salmoniformes; Salmonidae
Product: transmembrane protein 51-like
Exons: 3
Coding region: 2249-3058 (269 amino acids)
Source: RefSeq, a predicted model, not a curated record
UGUUGUAAAUGUUUGUACAUUUUGCAUUGCAGAAAAUGAAGGACCUCAAACAAAGGAACAGUUAAAUAAUACCAUAGUUUAGAAUGUCUUCACAGGACAGAAUGUCAAGAGAAAUCUUUGUUUUAUUAUCAAUAACUAAAUUAUCUUUACCACACAUGAUUGUAGCAAGAGUGCAUGAGCUGUACGCAGUAUGUAGAGCACGUGUCAAUCUCAUUCCACGGAGGGCCGAGUGUCUGCAGGUUUUUGUUCCUCCCUUGUACUUGAUUGAUGAAUUAAGGUCACUAAUUAGUAAAGAACUCCCCUCACCUGGUUAUCUAGGUCUUAAUUUAAAUGAAAAACCGCAGAUACUAGGCCCUCCAUGGAAUGAGUUUGACACCCCUGAUGUAUACCGUACAACAGUAUAUUUCACCACUGCAUUCCACAGCCAUGUCUCUGACAAGUCUGUCAGCUAUGGGCGUCACCCCAGCACCCUAGUGAACACAGUCAUAUAGAGAUACAAAGCGGGAACAUUAGACUAGUUCAAACUAGUUAACUUUGGUUGUGAGAUGUGGUUUGAACAUCAAUGGCUUAUGUGUUACGGAAAACACACACUAUACUGUUGACUUUGUUAUGGUGUCACAAUCUACUUUCAAACAAGCAAUUCCCAUCCAUAUAAAGUCAGACUACUGACAACAGAACAGAGGGGCAAUUUCCAUUAAAUGAGAAAGAGAGUUUAUAUUGUAUGUUUUCAAAUAGAUGCUUAUUAAGUAAUAAUGUACAUUGUGACACUGCUGAUUUUUUUAACAUUAUGGAGCACUUGUGUUUAGUGUACUCAAUAAUAAAAUAUAUAAAUGCUAUCUAAAAUGAACUUUAUUUCAGUUUAAUAUAAGCACAAGAAAAUCGAGUAGUUCUAAUUUUAUUUUAAUUUAGUCUGCUCAGGAACUUAUCAGACAGGCCUAUUUGGGGGAAUAGAAUUGUCAAUACAAGUUUAUUUGAGUUUUAUGGGGAAUUUCCAGCAUACGCAAUGCUCUUCAUACAAUCUGGACUCACCAGUGGUGCAGCGGUCUAAGGCACUGCAUCUCAGUGUUUGAUGCAUCACUACAGACACCCUGGUUCGAAUCCAUCCUGGCCGUGAUUGGGAGUCCCAUAGGGCGGCGCACAAUUGACCCAGCGUCGUCCGGGGUAGGACGUCAUUGUAAAUAAGAAUUUGUUCUUAACUGACUUGCCUAGUUAAAUAAAAAAAAUGUAGACUUAAAUCCAGGACACUCCAAUUAGUAUGGUAUGUAUUAAUUUGUGAAUGUCCAUCAUUAAUUGUGUACGAAAUUUUACGAAUUGCAAUUCAUACAAUAUGUUACGAAUUUACAAAUGCAUGACAUGCUACGAAUUCUAAUUUGUUGUUAGCUAGGUGUCUAAUGUUAGCUAGGCUAGUGGUUAGGGUAAAGUAUACAGGGGGUUGGUGGCACCUUAAUUAGGUAGGACGGGCUUGUGGUAAUGGUUGGAGAGGAAUGGGUGGAAUGGCAAAUAUAUCAAAAACAUGGUUUCCAUGUGUUUGAUCCAAUUCCAUUCGCUUCGUUCCAGCCAAUAUUAUCAGCAGGUUAGAAGUUAGGUUAUUAAGGUUAGGGUUAGCUAACAUGCUAAGUAGUUGAAUAGUAGCAAAGUUGCUAAUUAUCUAAAAUGCUGAAGUUGUCUGUGAUCAGAUUUGAACACACAACCUUUGGGUUACUAGACUUUCACAUUAUACGCUCACCCAUCCACCCUGACUAACCACCCUACUUUCGUUUUUCCUUAAGUAACCUUCUGUCUUAUGUAACCAUACCAAAUACAAAACGUAACAUAUACUAAUUUGACGGUCACAGAUUACUAUGUUACGUCUCAUCUAUGAGACCAGGUUGCCUUAUAAAAAGUGAGCCUACGUGCUCUAUGACCAAGGAACAAAGAGUUAACGUUUUACAACAGGGGGGAAGUUGGACAAAGUUCCUGUCUAACAUAUUCCCUGAAUUCUUUAGAGACUACCAUCGCGGGAAAUACACACGUUAAUACAUAUUUCCGAUUGUGUAAAUAGCAGGAUUACAUUCUGGAUAUUGGGGUAGCAAUAUCAUAAUUUUGAAGACACCUGCGAUACAUCAGGUAUUCGAUUGGGAGGGAAGUCAUUGGGCGUUCACGGCUGGAAAGACUAAGGUUAGGUCUACGCUUCAUCCCUUGAGCCUCUUCUACCCAGUCUGCUCUAUCUGAUUGUGUAACACUUCUGGUGGGUCCACGUGGGGAGGUGAUGUGUUCCAGUGGCGGUCCAGACAGCUCCGGCUAUGGGGGCAGCCGGUCUGGCUCCUCAUAUGCUCUGUGUGCCUUGGGGGUGGGGCUCAUAGCCCUGGGCAUCGUCAUGAUCGUGUGGACUGUGGUGCCCGGGGAUGCUCCCCGGACAACCAAGCCUCCGGGCAACUUCAGUGUUAUUGUACCAGUGGACCAUGCUGGGGAUGGAGAGAAGGACAGGGAAACAGCAAAGACCUCAUCAAUAGCCUAUGUGCUGGUGGGGGCGGGGGUGGCCAUGCUGCUGCUGUCCAUCUACCUGGGGGUGAGGAACAAGAGGAGGGGGAGCCAAAGAGGACAGGAGACACAGGUCCCCUUUGUGGACCAUGUGGCUGGGGAGGCAGGAGAGAUUGCAGGGGAGCCAGCACCAGCCUACGACGUGCCCAGUUAUGAGGAGGCGGUCACCAGUGGCCAGUACCCCAUACGCCAGAGCAACUUACGCCACAGCACCUCCCAGCUGCCUUCCUACGAAGACCUCAUCAGUGCUGUGGAAAACGAGGGGGAGGGACCAAGAGCAGUCACUUCAGAGGAUGUUCCUCCCACUACUCCGGCCCUGGAUCCCCAGCCCACCCCCGCCGCUGCAGCCAACCCCCCCACCCGCAGCAGCAGUCGGGCUAGCCGGAUACUACGGCCGCUCAGGGUACGCAGAAUCAAGUCAGAGAAACUCCAUCUGAAGGACUUCCGUUUUAAAGUCCACAACCCUACUGAUGUAAAGGUGACCAUUGAACCCAUCACGCCACCACCACAGUAUGACGAUAAGAUGCCUGAGUUCUGACAGCGCCCUCGGGCUUGGGAGGACUACAAGCAUUGUUUUUCAAUGUUGAGUAAAACAACACUAUUGCUGGAUCAGAUGGACUAAUAAUAAUACCAUUUCUGGAAAGUAGAACCAUUAUAACAGAUGCUUUGUGAAUAUAGGCCCUGAACUCACAUACCAUCUCAGAGUAGGAUUGUUGAUCUAGGAUCUGUCCAUGCAAUCUUAUUCAUUAUGAACUCAAAGGCAAAACUGAUCCUAGUUCAGAUCUCCUACUCUGAGACACUUUGUGGAUACACAGGCCUUGAGUCCAGAGGUCUGGCUUGGGAGUCUUCUUCCUUCACACUGAGACCAAGACACUGACAUUGUUGCUUUGAAUCAAGAUGUUUCUCUGCUCUAACUUGACGUGUUUAUUGAAUUCUGCUUAAUGGCAUAUUUAUUCCAGGGCUUCUUUAUGUGCACUAUGCUAUCUGUUUAGAACACUGUGGCUGUGUUUUGAAGAUAAUUAGCUAUCUUAUUCUUAUCUUGUGCACAAAUACAUCUUGACAUCCAGAAAAUGUCCUUAACCUUUUCAGAUGGAAUGCAUAAAAUGGUGUCAUAACAGUGCCUUGGUAAUUGUAUUGUAUCAGCAGAUGUGCCUAUUAGGAAACAAUCCAUGUCAUCAGUUUGUCCCCCCACACUGUGAUUGCUCAUGGACUACUGGAAACAAAUGCCUUAUGAAAAUGGUAGUUUCAUGUCAGUUUAUACAAAGAAUGGCACAACUUUUGAGAAUGUGUUUUAUAGUACUACUAUGUAAAGGACAUGCUGAAGCCAAGGAAUAUUUAAAUACCUUUAUGUUGACUGGCCUCUGUCCUCUGUGUUGACGUUUGGCAGUUGGAGAGUAUUGAAUGUGAAUCAUGAAAAUGUCCGCUUUCUAUAACUGCAGCAACAAUGAAAGGGAAUAAGUGUUGUCUCGUCAGCUUUACAUUCAAGGGAAUAGCAGGUAGAAUACCCUGAAGUCCAAAUAAACUGUAAGACUUUA